AUGGAACCCCUUCGGAAGAAACCUCGUCAGUCUUUUGAUGUAGUGAGAUCAUCUGAUCUAUUGCAAUUCUUUAGUUAUUGUCCUGAUCAAGAGUUUGCAGAUGUACUAAAGUUUUUCUCUCAUGUUCUACCGUCGCUGGAGCUGCUUCUUGAAGAGAAUAUUGAGCAAUGGGGUCAGUACAAGUGUUCUUUGGUAGUUCAGGUGGUGAUGCAGAAGCUGAAUCCUGCUACAGGACAAAUGGUUUCCAACACAUUCUUCUUCCGAUCGAGUACAACGCUGGUGCUCAACACCAUGGAGCUGAGGGACCUUCUCAGUAGGAUGAUAGCUCAGAUCAACGCUCGUCUUGAUGAUUUCGUUCGUCAUGGAUCAGGUUGGGUAGUUGAACGGAUUUCCUGUUUACACAUCGAAAUGUCACGCUACUGUGUACUUGGAGGAAGUUCGUACAUCCCCUUGCCACCGGAGUUGAAGUCGAAGAAGGCCAUUGUUAACGUGCAGAACACUGACAACAAGUGUUUACUAUGGUCAAUACUGGCUGCUAAAUUUUCGGCAGACAAGUCUCAUCCAUAUCGUCAAUCGUCGUACGCAGAACAUGUGGAUACUGUGGAUGUGAGCGGCAUCGAGUUUCCAGCAAAACUGGAAGACAUACCAGUCAUCGAAAGACUGAACGACGGUCUUUACAUCAACGUCUUCGGAUAUGAAGAGAAAGUCAUAUACUUGUAUCCGUUAAGAAUUUCUCAGCAACCGCAGUCCGCCAUCAAUGUAUUGCUCAUCCAAGACGAACGCAAUGACGUGGAGGUGCAGCACUGGGUGUGGAUAAAGUCAUUCAGUCGUCUUGUUGCUACUGGAGCACGUCGAGCACAUUUCGUCUGCUUCAGAUGUCUCUCAACACACGUCACCGAGAAGGCAUUGAAUAAUCAUAUGAUGUACUGCAGUGAACAUCCUGAAGCCACGGUGGAGAUGCCAAAGGCUGGCGAUAGAGUGAUGUUCAGGAAUGUGAACAAGCAGCUUCAAGCCCCAUUUCAAGAGGAGGAGAUUAUCCGUGAUGAGCUUCUAGCAUGUAAUGCUGGUCAAAUGAUCAUUUCAGAAAGUCAGCAACGUGAAUUUGAAACGGUAGUCUCCUGUUGGAUCUGUGGUGAAGCGUUGGGUAGCGAUCGUGUACGUGACCACUGCCACAUCACCGGUGCUUACCGUGGUGCAGCACACAACCAUUGUAACCUGAACAUGCGGAUUGAGCCGUUCAAGAUCAAGAUUCCUGUGAUCUUUCAUAACUUGAAGGGAUACGAUUCUCAUCACAUCAUAUCUGCCAUUGGGAGAACGUCCACUGAUGAGAUUACAUAUGUGAACGAGAAAGGACAAGAACGGACCAAGCGUCUCGGUGCUAUCAAAGUGAUUCCCAUCAACAGUGAAAAAUAUGUCACAUUCGGAUGGAGACAGUUCCAGUUCAUAGACAGCCUGGCAUUCUUGAACACCUCCCUAGACCGGUUGGUUUCGGCUACACCACCAGAUGCAUUCGCCCUUCUAUCCGCACGAUUUCCAGACGAGGAUGAACGCAAACUGUUGACACGAAAGGGUGUCUACCCGUAUGAAUAUAUGGGGUCGUACGACCAAUUCGAAGAAACGCGUCUACCACCCAAGGAUGCAUUCCACUCAACGCUAACGAACACGGGUAUCAGUGAUGAAGACUAUGCCUAUGCGCAAACAGUAUGGACUGCGUUUGACUGUGAAGAUCUAGGAGACUAUCACGACCUCUACCUGGAGACUGAUGUGCUGCUGUUGGCUGACGUUUUCGAAAACUUCAGAAGAACUGCUCACGCAACCUAUGGAUUGGAUCCCGCUAAUUACCUCACCUUACCGGGAUUUGCCUGGGAUUCGCUGCUGAAAAUGACGAAGGUGUCCCUUCAUCUCAUUUCCGACAUUGACAUGUUCAACUUCAUUGAGCAUGGCAAAAGAGGUGGCAUAAGCAUGGUGUCCGCUAGACACGCCACCGCCAACAACAGAUAUCUAUCGGAAUACAAUCCAGACGAGCCGUCAAGCUUCAUCCAAUAUUUAGAUGCGAACAAUCUAUAUGGAUGGGCCAUGUCUCAACCCUUGCCCGUGUCGGACUUCUGCUUUGAAGCAGUGACGGAUGAUCUUCUGGAGACGGUACUCGAUCAUCCAAUGGACUCUUCGACGGGAUACAUGGUGGAGUGCGAUUUAAGGAUUCCAGAUGGUGUGCAUGACAUGAUGAAUGAUUAUCCGUUGGCUCCUGAGAAGAUGAAGGUGACACGAGAUAUGCUUUCUCCAUAUCAGACCCACAUGGCAGAGAAACUAAUGUUGAUGAACAAUGCUGUAUAUGGCAAGACCAUGGAAAACGUUCGAAACAGAGUAAACAUCAAGCUCAUUGGUGAACAGGAUGAAAAACCACGUCUCCAGAAAAGCAUCAACAAACCUUCGUACAUCCGCAGUGUAGCCUUUGAGAACGAUCUGAUAGCAAUCGAGUUUGCCAGGACAAAGGUGACUCUCAAUAAACCCAUUUAUGUGGGUACAGCCAUCCUCGAUCUGUCGAAGCACUUGAUGUAUUCCUUUUACUAUGAAGUUCUCCUACCCCGCUAUGGACAAAAUGUACGUUUGCUCUACACUGAUACUGAUAGUCUGAUCGUACAUAUUCAAACGGAUGAUCUGUACACCGAUAUGUCAAACAACAUAACAGCCUAUGACACAUCCAACUAUUCACCAUCCCACCACCUGUACAGCACGGUCAACAAGAAGGUGGUAGGGAAGUUCAAGGACGAACUAGGUGGCAAACCCAUCAAGGAGUUCAUUGGUUUGCGGAGCAAGAUGUACGCAUACCGCUGUGAAGACAACGACGACAAUGGCAAGCGUGCCAAAGGUGUGCAGAGAAGCGUGUUGAAAAACACCAUAACCGUCGAUGAUUAUCGAACAUGUCUCGUCGAGGAGUCUCAGCUGAAGAGAACAAUGAAUGUUCUUCGAAGUCGACGACAUUGCAUUCACGGAGAGGAGCUACACAAGAUUGCCCUCUGUGGAUUCGACAGUAAGCGUUACAUUCUGGAGGAUGGUAUCAACACCCUGGCAUUCGGACACACGGAUAUUCCAAAGCACUGA
Molecule: messenger RNA, 3102 nt
Organism: Sycon ciliatum
Lineage: Eukaryota; Metazoa; Porifera; Calcarea; Leucosolenida; Sycettidae
Exons: 6
Coding region: 1-3102 (1033 amino acids)
Biological process (GO): DNA replication
Molecular function (GO): DNA-directed DNA polymerase activity; DNA binding; nucleotide binding
Source: RefSeq, a predicted model, not a curated record